Molecule: messenger RNA, 453 nt
Organism: Aureobasidium namibiae CBS 147.97
Lineage: Eukaryota; Fungi; Ascomycota; Dothideomycetes; Dothideales; Saccotheciaceae
Exons: 2
Coding region: 1-453 (150 amino acids)
Source: RefSeq, a predicted model, not a curated record
AUGGCAGACGGAUGGAGGUCUGGAACUCAGCAGGCUCUCGAAGACAACGAAACAUCACCAACGGAAAUGGAUCAGAAUCUGCCAGACCACGUAGCCAAUCCAGACCGUCAGAUCAUCGACGUGAAGCUUGUAAAUCGCCUCCAAGGUCGCCCGUUCAUGGCUUGCUGCAGACGCUGGCAGGGUACCACUGGUCAGAUGCUAGCAGAGAUCGCUAGAGCACUUAGACUAGGAGUCUACGAACUUUACAGCCUUGAGGUCACGGCAGAGUACGUGUAUGGCUUUGUGAAGAUGGAGGGGUCAAGAGGGGAGAUGAGGGCUGCGCAUUUGAAGAACACUCCUACUUUUCCAGAGUACGGUAUGAUUCUUUCGAGUGGGACUGUCUUGGCGACUUCCAAAGCUGAUACCUUGCAACGUGCUUGUGUACAAAUCCUUAAAACUCCUACGCAAUGUUAG